Molecule: messenger RNA, 1591 nt
Organism: Zingiber officinale
Lineage: Eukaryota; Viridiplantae; Streptophyta; Magnoliopsida; Zingiberales; Zingiberaceae
Exons: 2
Coding region: 115-1299 (394 amino acids)
Biological process (GO): regulation of DNA-templated transcription; chloroplast organization
Cellular component (GO): chloroplast
Molecular function (GO): double-stranded DNA binding
Source: RefSeq, a predicted model, not a curated record
AAAUCAGAAGAAAAAAAAAAUAUUCACAGAAGCAAUACAGACGUGAUAUCCAGCCGCUAGGGUUUCGGGAGAAGAUCAAAGAUCAAAUCGGAAUCUCCAAAGGAGGAGAGAUCGAUGAAGAGGCUACUUUACUUCUCCCUCUUCUGCAAAUCCGCGUCUUCCACUCGUUCACCUCGCCCACACGAUGCUGCUCUGUUCUUUGCCAUCUUACCUUACUCGGUCUCCGCCACCGCCGCCGGCGCCGCAUCCACCACUAGGGAGCACAUGUUCAUGGCCCAGUACCUCGUCGACUCAUGUGACUUCGACCAGGAGAAGGCCACCAAGGCCUCGAAGCUUCUCAAGGGCAUUCAAUCCCGGCAGCAGCCCGACUCCGUCCUUGCUUUCCUCAAAAGUUACGGCUUCGAUGACGAAUCAGUAAAAAAGCUCGUACAUUACUCCCCCAAAUGUCUUCUUUUGGACGCAGAGAAGACACUUGCCCCAAAGUUCCGAGCUUUCGAAGAUCUGGGUUUCUCCCCAUCCGACAUCGUCCACCUCGUCCGAUCGAAUCCCGAUACCAUCAAAAUCAAACACGAACGCACUGUCCCUAGGAUCAAAUUUUGGCAAGACCUCCUCGGGUCCAAGGAUGCGCUGGUGAAAUUGUUCAAGAGUAACCAUUGGUUUCUUGGGUACAGCAUCAAGGAGAAGAUCCAGCCCAACCUUGAGUUGCUUCGGGAAUGUGGUGUGGAUGGCCAAAAACUCGCCUUUAUCUUGCGCUUUCACGCAAUGUUCAUAACCCAGAAAGCUGAUACCUUGAAGUCGUUGAUCAGCCGCGUGGAGGACUUGGGAGUGCCACGAACAUCGGGGAUGUUCCAUUGCACUCUGUGUGCACUCUUUGUGGUCCACCCAAAGAAAUUCAAGAUGCUAAUGGAGAUGUUCCAGAGCUUUGAGUGGUCGGAGGGUGAUUGUGUUGCAGCAUUCCAAAAGUCUCCUUAUCUGCCGGGAAGGUCUUUGAAGACUUUGCAGAGAAAUAUGGAGUUCUUGAUAAAUGAGGCUGGAUUUGCUUCUUCUUACAUCGCUACACGUCCAGUACUAUUGCAAAUGAGCUUGGAGAAAAGGUUGAUUCCAAGACAUCGGAUAUUGGCAGCCUUGAAAUCUAGGGGACACUGUGAAAGUGAUUACAAAGUGGCAACAUACAUGCAGGUUUCCGAGAUCAAAUUUGUAGAGAAGUACAUUGUCGUCUAUAAGGACAGGUAUCCAGAUCUGAGUGAACUCUACGCAAGCUUGAAACACACAAAUGCUUCUGAUUCUGGACUUCAAUGAGUUCUUUUGGUUCACAAGCCAAACAAAGUGUUAGAAUGGCAAAUUGCAUUGGUGUACGGAGAAGAUUAGUGUCCGACACGACAAACACUCUUUCAUUAAGCAAUGUUUAAAUGUUUGGGAGAGUAAAUGGUGAUAGAAUUUCAUCAUGGUUUUCUAUUUCUCCAUGUUUUGCGUCUUAUAUUUGUAGACCUUUGUCAUGGAAUAUGGGAGGAUUGUUAGGGUUGUAGAAAAAGAAAGGGUAAUGUUAUGUUGGGAAAGUUGAUAGUUUUCAAGUAAACUGUGCUCUUCUUUA